CCCGCCGUCGGAAUUGCAACCAAAACCCUCGCCUGCACUCAGUGCUUGAACCUAUCCCUAUCCCAAACCCCAUACCUAUAGAAUCAUCCAAUUUCCUCGAAUAGACUCUCGUCUAGAGCCGCGGAGGGGCGUUAAGUUUUCUGUUCUGUCUCGUGCAUGCUGCUGCAGCAGCAGCAGAAGAUUAUCAAAAAUCUGGAGGAUGAUAUCAGAAGUUCAACAGUCCCCCGGGGCCCGGCCCCAGCCCCGGCCCCAGGGCCUGCAGGUAGUAGUUACAGUACAUCCAUACUCAUACGUCCGGUGUAUGUGCUGGCUAUACAGUAGUCUGAGUCCUGUACUCCGUCCUCCAGUCCGAAAUCCACCAGAAUCAAGCGCGGAUCGACACGACCAUCGCCUCGAUCGGGUGUGCGGGGAGAAAUCCGUGAUUGGUGCAAUAUUCUGCGAAGAAGAAUCUUUGUUCACCUAUACCCUCCAAAGCCAUCCCGCCCCGUUGGGAAACCAUGCUCCUCCAAGAAUGAUUUCAUGAUCGCGUACCCGUCUGCAGUGCAAAUCUCAUGCGUUUCUGUCAGGGAAAGGGGCAAAGAGGAGGGGGCGGGCGAUCCGGAGUCGCCGAGAUUGAGGGGGAGACAGAUG
This is a messenger RNA of Aspergillus japonicus CBS 114.51, 630 nucleotides long. RefSeq lists its product as uncharacterized. Lineage: Eukaryota; Fungi; Ascomycota; Eurotiomycetes; Eurotiales; Aspergillaceae. The transcript has a single exon. The record is from RefSeq and is a predicted model, not a curated record. The coding region runs from base 200 to 523 and encodes 107 amino acids.